AUGGUUGAAAAUGCACACAAUGACAAUGAUGGGAUGCAGUGCAACCGCAUUGUUACCUCUUCUCGACUGCUUCACCAUGCGGUCCCAUCACGAUGGAUAAGGUCCGAUCGGCCAUUCUAUUGUUUCAGGAGCAAAUCAUUCCAAGGGUUUUCCACCCGCCGUUCGUUUUCAUCCUCGAAGAAAACAAAGCAGGAACCGCCAAAACUUUCAAGACGAGGAAAGGUUGACCUGUUUCUGAUUAUCACGGUUGCUUUGGGGUCGUGGCUAUAUUUACGGGAUAGUGACUGGGAUCGGGAUGCCUGGAAUGAAAAGGAAAAGCUGUUGGAUAUAGCACUGCUGAGAGAAAAGGAGAAGAAUACUACGAAAAGUGCUACUCAAGAAUCCCACGAUAGGUUGCCGAUGCCCUUGCGAAAGUACCUUGACACGGCGAUGGCAAAUGUUCCAGGAACAACUCCCAAUGAUUCCAAGUCUGUCCAAAAGAGAGCCCGAGUUGUUUCAGUGGAUCAGACGGGAAUGUUCUUUGCAUCGCAACAAUGGUACCCCUUUCGAUCGAAUCUUCUCACUAAGACAGUAUUCCAUCAAGAUGAUUUCCCUGGAUUCGUUUGGGAAGCUUCCGUCACAAUCAUGGGGAUGCCCAACAAAGUACUCGAAACUUAUAGCAAUGGUCAAGGGGGCAUCAUUACAAAAGCUUGGGGAAAGGUACCAUUGAUUCAAGUCGAAGAAGAGGAACCUUACAUUCUCUUUUGGCUGGCCAUGGCACCUCUGAUACCAUCAACCUUUGAUCCCAAUAGCGAGAGCCCGGAACAAUCAGAAACCAGUCAGCCACUGAUUACCUGGAACUCCGUACAAGAUCUCACCACCUGCUCUGGAACCAUGGUUGAUAGGGCCACGAAUGAACGAUUUGAAAUGGAGCUGCAAUUUGAUCCAACGACGUACCUGCUGCAGAGCAUCAGGGUGACAUCACCAUGUUUACCACAUCCUUGGCAAGUUCAGUACAGCAACUAUCAAGUAUUGCGUGGAAACGAUGAGGAUCCAAGGAGCGGCGUCUUGGUGCCAUGCGAAAUCGAGGUUGGCAAAUGGAAGCCUGAUGACGGUCAUUUGGAUUUGCACCUCAAGAUCACAAAUCAGCAUAUGCAAGACAUUCCACUGCACGACAAAGCAAAUGGACCAUGA
Cylindrotheca closterium is the source of this 1173-nucleotide messenger RNA. The record is from the annotation of a GenBank genome assembly. Lineage: Eukaryota; Bacillariophyta; Bacillariophyceae; Bacillariales; Bacillariaceae.